Molecule: messenger RNA, 930 nt
Organism: Alnus glutinosa
Lineage: Eukaryota; Viridiplantae; Streptophyta; Magnoliopsida; Fagales; Betulaceae
Product: putative F-box protein At3g29830
Exons: 1
Coding region: 1-930 (309 amino acids)
Molecular function (GO): protein binding
Source: RefSeq, a predicted model, not a curated record
AUGGACAGGAACUUUGACAUGUUCAUGAAGUUGACUGACCACAUUCUCUUCAUCAUCAUCUCUUUCUUGUCCUUCAAGGAAGCGGCAAGAACUUGCGUUCUAUCCAAGCGUUGGCGCCAUGUAUGGCGCGCAACAAAGAGGAUAGAGUUCGACGAGAGAUUCUUUGUAAGUGUUGGCGAAUCAGAUGAAAGCCAAGAAACUCAGAGACGGGUUUUCAUCCAUUUUGUACGACAGUGGAUGGAGAACUAUCGAGAACCGAAUAUAGAAAGCUUUCAACUCACAUGCUUGAAGCCUGGAGAUUUUCGCGGGGAAAUGGAGCUUUGCAUUGCAUUUGCCAUUAAGCGCAAUGUGAAAGUGUUAGGCCUUGAUUUUUCUGACCCAACUUGGAGGGAAGACGAUCUAGAUCAUGACCAUGCAGCGUUGUUUGAUUUGCCAUUGAACGUGUAUGGACAUGCAGUUCUUGAAUCUCUCAAGUUGUUUUCUUGCAGUUUUCGUUUGCCUGAGUUCAUGAAUUUCGGAGCACUUAAGGAUCUAUCCUUGGGUUGGCUUGAGUUAAGGAUGUCAGUUAUCGAAGCAAUCUUAGUGAAUUGUCGGCUGCUUGAGAGUUUGAGUUUGAACAAGUGUUGGAACAUAGAGCAGCUUGAUAUUAAGGGGCCAAAUUUGCGGCUAAGAAGUUUGGUCAUCGACAAGUGCAAAUUUCUUGAAGGUUGGUAUGCCAUAGAAGCACCCAAUUUAAGGUUCUUGAAAUAUUCUGGGGCAGUGGGCUUUUUUGAGGUAGAGAUAAACCGGGAUUGCAUGGAAGAGGCAGAUCUUGAUUUUGGGCUUGAGUUUGAAUUUAAUGAAGCUUUAGGUGAUGUUCUUUGUGGACUCCUUGAACAACUUUACCCCAUCAGGAUUUUGACAGUUUGCAGUUACAUGCUUCAGGUAUGA